AUGCGGAAAAAGCCAUGGUCAAUUGGUUGGCUUUCUCGAGAAAAUAAGACUGAUUUAGACAAUGAUAGUAAUGCACCCAACAAACGAGAUCAAAUCUACGAAGAAAUACGACGAAAAUCGCAGGCAUCGUUUAGAAGCUCCAGCUCACACUCACUGCAGCCAUCAGACGAGCAGCAACAGCAGCGUAGACCUUCGAUACAACGCACCGAAACAAGUGUCAAGUUGCGAAAGAUUGGCAGUGAUGGGCGUCGAGUGUUUGUCAAUUUACCCCUUCCCGAAUAUGAAUUAACUAGCAAGGGCAAGCCAAGGCACACCUAUGCCUCCAACAAGAUCAGAACAUCGAAAUACACCAUCAUUUCGUUUGUUCCCAAGAAUCUCUUUGAGCAAUUUCGCAGGCCAGCCAACAUGUAUUUCUUGGCCAUGGCCAUCAUCCAAAUGCUCCCCAUGUUUGGGGUCAAAUCACCUGUUUUGACCUUGCUGCCCAUCUGUACAGUCGUAAUCAUCACUGCUCUCAAAGACGCUAUCGAGGAUUUCCAGCGGCACAAGGUAGACGAGCAAUACAACCAAAACAUCACUCAUACGCUGAAUGGCUAUCACAAUGCAAACUAUCCAGAGCCAACAAGCAGUACCAUAUCAUGGUUUAGAAAGUCAAAAUCAUCAUCAUCAUUACCACAGCAACAUACAGGUCAGCCCAACGAAAAGCAGCAAGCCAUGUUCCAUGAAGGCACAUCCCACAGCCAAGCACAAUACCAUUCAUCGUCGUCAUCCUCUGGAUCGGCCGAUGUAUUCACUAAAUCAUUAUCCAAAGAUGUCCGAGUGGGCGAUUUCAUAUUACUGCGAAACGGAGAUAGUUUACCUGCAGAUGCCAUCUUACUGUCCACCUCUGAUAAGGAAGGUAUCUGCUUUGUCGAAACCAAGGAUUUAGAUGGCGAAACCAAUUUAAAGUCUCGCAGCAGCGUCCAAGAGCUAAAGCACAUCCAAUCUGGUGCCGAUUGCUUGAAUGAGUGUCAUUUCUAUGUAGAAGCGGGCGCCCCUUCGCCUGAUCUUUACAAAUUUCAGGGCACGUUGGUGACACUGGCCAAGUCUGGAGAGCAGCAGUGGACCAAGAAGAGCAAGACACCCAUUGAAAUUGAAAACAUCUUGUUGCGUGGUCAUGUCGUCCGAAAUACCAAAUGGGCUAUUGCAGUCGUCUUGUUUACAGGCACAGAUACAAAGAUCAUGCUGAAUUCUGGCGAAACACCUAGCAAAAGAAGCCAAGUCGACAAGGCGAUGAACAAGGAGAUUUUCGUUGCUUUUGCCGUGCUGUUCAUCUUGUGUCUGAUCUGUGCCAUCAUGGCUGGUGUUAUGCGAUACCGCACCAUGUCCAGUGCUGCUGCAGAGCUCUUCACAGCACAGACAGGCUCUCCUGGCUACGUGGGCUUUGUCAACUUUUGGUCUAGUUUGAUUAUUUUCCAGAACAUUAUACCAAUCUCACUAUAUGUAUCUAUUGAAUUUGUAAAGACAUUCCAGGCCUUUUUUAUAUGGAAUGAUUUGGAUAUGUGGGACGAACAGUCCAAGAAAUCAUGCGUACCAAAGACUUGGACUUUAUCUGAUGAUCUUGGACAAGUGGAAUACAUCUUUUCUGACAAGACAGGCACACUGACACGAAAUAUCAUGGAAUUCAGAGAGUGCACUAUUGGCGGUACUCGCUAUGGCGACAAUGGGUUCUCUCCAGAAUCAGAGGGUGCCCGUGGUGCUCGUCUGCGCAAAGAAAAGGAGAAUGCCCAGUCUAACCACCAUGACGAAGAAAGCUCUUCUCGCCCAGUUGUUGACCAGCAGGACCAGUCAUCUUCUCCCAACAUGAUCAACACGGACGAAGACCCUUUUGACAGCAACGAUGAAAAGAAAGCAGACCAGGACAACAAGCAGCAACGACAGGAGAUCAUCAAAGAUUAUGAAGCAGCACUAAAAGACGUUUUUGAACCCAGUUAUUCAUCGCUCAAUCCUGACAAGCUGUCAUUUGCAGACCCUCAAAUAUUCAAGGACAUUGGAUCAUCCGAGAUGGGAUCUGAUAAGGCAGAUGAUCAAUCGACGCAUAUCAAGGAGUUUUUUAUGUUGCUUGCAUUGUGUCAUACUGUUAUGGUUGAAAAGAUUGGUAAAGACGGUAAAGUCAUUGAGGACGAGGAAGACGACGAGGACGACGAAACCGACAAAACGCAGCAGCCCAAGAUUGAUGAAAGCAGCAUUGCGGACACCAAGACUAAGAAGUUUGGCAAACUGACCGGUAGACACUAUCAGGAGGUUGAGCAAGUAGAGCAUGUGGAUUCCAGCAAUUCCUCUAUCGACGACAGCCAAAAGAAGGAUGAAAAAAAGGGGCUCACAUUCAAGGUGCGGUCUGGCGGUGCUAAGCUAUUGCAAGUACCUGGAUUACGGCACUUGAAGAAGCACAAGGAUGACGGCGGCAGCAACAGUUUGAAGCGCACACGGAGUCGAGGCGAAGAGUUUAAUACCAUCACUGAAGAAAACCAAACCCCUGACCGCGUAGAUGACACUGUCAAGACUCAGAUUGAUUACAAGGCAGAAUCCCCUGACGAAGCAGCUCUCGUCAAUGCAGCCAAGAACGCAGGAUUCGCCUUCAUCAAGCGCAAGGGCAACAAACUCACUGUGGAUGUGUUGGGAAAAGAAUACGAGUUUGAGCUGCUUCAUGUGCUUGAAUUCAACUCGGACAGAAAGCGCAUGAGCGUCAUUUUGCGUCGACCUGCUCCUUGGAACGACAUUAUCUUGUACUGCAAGGGUGCUGACAAUGUGAUUGGCGAUCGUUUGGAUAAAGAGCAAGGCGGCGACAUUGUAGACAAGACGUUUGAUGAUAUUGGCGCCUUUUCAGAGAACGGCUUACGAACGCUCUUGUUGUCGUAUCGUAUUCUGGAUCAGAACGAGUACGAUGACUGGAAAAAAGAGAUGGACGAUGCAAGUACAGCAGCUGAAAAGCGAUCUGAGCGCAUUGCCGAAGCACAGGAAAAGAUUGAAGUCAAUCUCAAACUGCUGGGUGCCACUGGUAUUGAAGACAAGUUGCAGGACGGUGUGCCGCAAUGUAUUGAAGAUCUCCGUAAAGCGGGUAUCAAGAUUUGGGUUUUGACAGGCGAUAAGCUGGAGACUGCCAUCAACAUUGGCUAUGCGAGCAAUUUGCUGGAUGGUGACAUGAGGCUAUGGAAAGUGCGUGGUGAAGAUGAAGCAGACAAGGUCAUGCAAACCUUGGCGGAUACCAGUGAUAAACUCGACGAUAUAGAGGCCAAAUACGAGCAGGAAGAAAACCAUGAUGUUCCCAUGAAAGAGAAUGCGCUUGUGAUUGAAGGUUCCGCUCUGGUGCACAUAUUCGAGUCGUCAGAGGCUAAAGAGAAGCUGCUGGAUAUUGCUAUUCGCUGCAAGAGUGUGGUGUGCUGUCGUGUCAGUCCGCUGCAAAAGGCACUGGUUGUUCAAUUGGUGCGCAAAUACCAUAAUGUAGUGACAUUGGCAGUGGGUGAUGGAGCAAAUGACGUGAGCAUGAUUCAGGUGGCAAAUGUGGGUGUCGGUAUUGCUGGUCAAGAAGGUGUGCAAGCGUCUAUGGCUGCUGACUAUGCCAUUUCGCAAUUCCGUUUCCUUCACAAGCUGCUGCUGGUACAGGGCCAUUGGAGUUAUCACCGUGUCUCUGAGAUGAUUCUCACCUUCUUCUUCAAGAACGUAUUUUGGGUGUUUCCAUCUCUGUGGUAUCAAAUCUACAGUGAUUGGUCUGGCAACAUCUUUUACGACUAUUCGUUCCUUCAACUGUACAAUAUCAUCUUUACCGUCGCCCCUGUUGUCAUUAUUGGUGCUACUGACCAGGAUCUCACCUCGCCUUAUUUGAAGCAUCUCCCUUACAUCUACACGGUACGAGGAAAGCUGUAUACCAAAUCCAGAUUCUGGCUCUACUUUUUCGAUGGCAUUUGGCAAUCGGUUGUUGUGUUUUAUGCCUUUUAUUUCCUGUGGAUAGGAGGAAACCCUAAUGCGAAUGGUCGCUCUGAAUCCAUGCUCCAGAUGUCUACGUCGGUUGCUGUUACAGUGAUUGUGCUGGCUAAUUUGAUGCCUGGUUUUAAUACAUACUACUGGACCUGGUGGCAAUUUACAUUUAUUGGUAUUGAAAUUUUGCUGACAUUCUUGUGGGUGGUGAUAUACGGUGCUUUCCCCUCUGUUUCUAUGUAUGGCAUGGCCCAAAUGGUGUUUGGUUCAUGGUCAUUCUGGAUGACCUUCUUUUUAGCUAUUGUGGUUGCAUUUUUGCCUCGGUAUCUGAUUACGUUUGUUUGUCAAUGGUGGUUCCCUAAUGUAGUGGCCAAGGGAAGACAUUUGGAAUUGCAUGAAAAGAGAGUCAAAAAGCAAAAGAUGAAAGAAUUUGGUGAAUACACAUCGUUUUUGAAAAGCUGCUUUAUGAGAAUGAAUAACAAGAGACAUAGACGUCAAUCAUAA
Mucor velutinosus is the source of this 4455-nucleotide messenger RNA. RefSeq lists its product as uncharacterized. Gene Ontology annotation, biological process: phospholipid translocation. Gene Ontology annotation, molecular function: magnesium ion binding; ATP binding; ATP hydrolysis activity. Gene Ontology annotation, cellular component: trans-Golgi network; plasma membrane. The coding region runs from base 1 to 4455 and encodes 1484 amino acids. The transcript has 4 exons. The record is from RefSeq and is a predicted model, not a curated record. NCBI's taxonomy places the organism in Eukaryota, Fungi, Mucoromycota, Mucoromycetes, Mucorales, Mucoraceae.